Messenger RNA from Cydia fagiglandana, 4857 nucleotides. It is a transcript of the gene l(2)gl, whose product is annotated as lethal(2) giant larvae protein homolog 1. The coding region runs from base 99 to 3416 and encodes 1105 amino acids. Lineage: Eukaryota; Metazoa; Arthropoda; Insecta; Lepidoptera; Tortricidae. Gene Ontology annotation, cellular component: cytoplasm; cortical actin cytoskeleton; plasma membrane. The transcript is spliced from 26 exons. Gene Ontology annotation, biological process: establishment of spindle orientation; regulation of protein secretion; cortical actin cytoskeleton organization. The record is from RefSeq and is a predicted model, not a curated record. Gene Ontology annotation, molecular function: GTPase activator activity; syntaxin binding; myosin II binding.
AUCGCGAAGGGGCUAGGCAAGCGAUGUUUUGGGUCGCGGUUAGUCAGUCGGCAGCUCGAUGCCGGUCGGUGUGGCUGUGUCGUGUGUAGCGUUCAAUAAUGGCCGGCAGGAUGCUAAAGUUCAUCCGAGGGAAGGGUCAGCAGCCCUCCGCCGAGAGACAGAAGCUCCAAAAUGAGCUGUUCGCCUUCCGCAAGACAGUACAACACGGCUUCCCACACAGAGCGUCCGCCCUGGCAUGGGACCCUCUGCUACGCCUCGCGGCCCUCGGCACCGCCAGCGGAGCCCUGAAGGUGUACGGGCGGCCAGGCGUGGAGCUGUACGGACAGCACACAAACCCCGACGCAGCCGUCACCGCCAUACACUUCAUACCUGGCACCGGCCGCUUAAUAUCCUUAUGCGACGACAACAGCCUCCACCUAUGGGAGAUCACAGAGAAAUCCCUAGUGGAGCUGAAGUCCCACCUGCUCGAAGGCAAGAACAAGAAAGUGUCGGCGCUAUGCGUCGAGUCUUCGGGGAAGAACGUGCUUCUCGGCACGGAGGGCGGGAACAUAUAUACUAUGGACUUGAAUACUUUCGUCAUCAACGAAGAUGUUAUAUAUCAGGAGGUUGUUAUGCAAAACUGUCCAGAAGACUUCAAAGUGAACCCAGGCGCAGUGGAAGCCGUUUGUGAACACCCAAAGACGCCAGCUCGGAUCCUGAUUGGCUACAGCAGAGGACUGGUGGUGCUGUGGGACAGAGCCAACUCUGCACCCACACAUACGUUCGUGUCCAACCAGCAGCUUGAGAGCUUGUGCUGGAAUGAUGACGGAGACCACUUCACAUCAUCUCACAACGACGGCUCAUACGUCACGUGGGAGGUCGGCGGCGGCGCCAGCGACCGACCACUGAAGGAACCCGUCACACCCUACGGACCCUACCCUUGCAAGGCCAUCAGCAAGAUACUUAACAGGACUAGUGUUACUGGGGAAGAGAUUACUAUAUAUGCAGGCGGCAUGCCCAGAGCGUCAUAUUCAGACAAAUACACGGUAACAGUACAGCAAGGCGAAAAACACGUCGCAUUCGAUUUCACUAGUCGGGUAAUAGACUUCUUCACAACGUCGGCGGUGCCGCCAGAUGGCGCGCCGCUACAAGAGCAGCGGCCCGACACUCCCGCGCAGCUCUUCGCGCAGACUGUCAACCAAGUUGCAGCUGCUUUGGUGGUGCUAGCAGAGGAAGAGUUGGUAGUCAUCGACCUAUGUGACUCCCGUUGGCGGCCGUUACGGUUACCGUACCUCGUGUCCAUCCACGCGUCCGCCGUAACGACAGCGCAGCUCGUCGACAACGUCGCUUCCAACGUGUACGACAACAUCGUGGCGGCCGGGCAACAGCAAACUGAGAACAUAUACUCCCCCGGAGCGUGGCCCAUCUCGGGCGGCGUGCUGUCGGGCGCCGACCCGCCCACGGAGCGGCAGGUGCUGCUGACCGGCCACGAGGACGGCUCCGUGCGCUUCUGGGACGUCACCGGCGUCGCCAUGACGCCGCUAUACAAAUACACCACCGCUCAGCUUUUCAGCGGUGAAGAAAUCGGCGAGACCAAUGACAGUCAAACAGACGAGGAGGAAUGGCCGCCCUUCAGGAGAGUGGGCACGUUCGACCCGUACAGCGACGACCCGCGGCUGGCUGUCAAACGGGUGAUCCUGUGCCCAUUAUCGGGCAUGUUGACUAUCGGCGGCGCGGCGGGACACAUCGUCAUCGCCAGUCUGAAAACAUCCUCCAACACCGCUGAAGUUAAGUCGGUGUCGGUGAACAUCGUGUCGGAUCGCGACGGGUUCGUGUGGAAGGGCCACGACCAGCUCACGCUCCGCGCCGGCACGCUCACAUUCCCGCAGGGUUACCAGGCGACGUCGGUGGUGCAGCUGUCGCCGCCGGCGGCGGUGACGGCGCUGGCGGCGCAGUGGGAGUGGGGCGUGGUGGCGGCGGGCACGGCGCACGGGCUGUGCGCGCUCGACGCCGUGCAGGCGCGCCAGCUCGCCGUCAAGUGCACGCUCAACCCGCACGACCACUCGGGCGCAGGCGACACGCCCAUCUCCCGCCGCAAGUCAUUCAAGAAGUCGCUGCGAGAAUCCUUCCGGCGACUCCGCAAGGGCCGCUCCCAGCGCCGCGCCACCACCGCCACCAGCCCCGCCUCUCCCGCGCAGCCCGCGAAAAAACCGAUACCCUCGCCAGUAGAAGAAGCAGACGUGAAACCAGUGGAGCGGGCAGUCGAAGCGAGAUCCAACGACGACGGCUUUGGAUCCAUGGUGCGGUGUCUAUACUUCGCACGGACGUUCCUCAUCAAUACACAAAGCUCGACACCCACGCUCUGGGCCGGCACCAACAACGGCACCGUGUACGCCUUCACGCUCAGCAUCCCAAACACCAACAAAAGGAAAGAAGAACAGGUGACGUGCACGCUGGCGAAAGAGAUCCAGCUGAAGCACCGCGCGCCCGUCAUAGGCAUCACGGUGCUCGACGGCGCCGCCGUGCCGCUGCCCGAUCCUUUAGAGGUGGAGCGAGGCGUGGCAUCCCUGCCGGAGCCGGGCACGCACCGCGUGUGCAUCACGUCGGAGGAGCAGUUCAAGGUGUUCACGCUGCCGUCGCUCAAGCCGCACCACAAGUACAAGCUCACGGCGCACGAGGGCGCUAGGGUGCGGCGGACGGCGUUCGCGUGGUUCGAGUGCGCCGGGGCGGGCGGGGCGGCGCACCGCGAGUGGUGCCUGCUGUGCCUCACCAACCUCGGCGACUGCCUCGUGCUCAGCCCCGAGCUGCGCCGCCAGCUCAACGCCGCCGCCGUCCGCAAGGAGGACAUCAACGGCAUUUCAAGCCUGUGCUUCUCGAAGCGAGGCGAAGCUCUCUACCUGCACUCCUCGUCGGAGCUCCAGCGGAUCACACUCUCCGCCACUAAGGUGACGAUAGCGCACUGCCAAGUGCUGCUGGCGCCCUGGGCGGUGGAGCUGCGCGGGCCUGCCGAGGAGGCCCCGCUAACCAACGGGGAACACAGGGAAGAGGCAGUGGAAGCACCUCACGACGUGACGGCCGCGUCGGCCGACAUCACCGUGGACUCCGUGCGCGACCACACCGCGCAGCCCGAGCCUGAACUCAACAUUAACCUGCAGAACUCGCAAGUGAACACCAGCUCGAUGGUGGUGAAGACCUCGACGCGGACGGCGGUGAACGAGAACAGCGCGGAGAACGGCACCGCCACCACCACCACCACUACCACCGUCACGGAGAACAUCCUAGAACACAAUCGCGAGGAAGGAGUCAUCACCCGUAUCGAGACGGGCACCGUGACCGUCCCGGCCGGGACUGACCCCAAACUGAUCCUCGAGAUGUUCGACCGCCAGCGCGAGCCGCUCGCCGUGCCCGUCGCGCCCGCCGGCGCCGACACCAACUAGGAAUCAUCGAUGAAAAAUAUACCGACAUCGAUAAAAAUCGAAUUAAGACCAACCCUAGCGUUUACAAGUUAGAUGGAUACCAGCCGUGUGGAUCGUUGCUUGUUCGACAGACGAUUCAAUUCGUAUUCCGGGUCGAUGUUUUCGUGAAAUGGAUUAGUGAGAGAGAAUAUUAAUUAAAUGUAACUGCGGGUUUUAGAGCGUUGAGUUAUAAUUACUAUAGAGAAGCCAUACCAAACGAUGAACUGUUGCAGUCGCAACCUGUACCACGCGGCUAAAACGUCGUAAGCGCCGGGAAAUUCGUGGCGCUUAUGCGUUUAGGUCGCGAGAUUCACGCUCCGCUUCCAUAGUUUGCCGAAAUCAACUUAUGGCGCAAAAUACUGGUUCGCUAUGCCGGCUCUAUAUAUAGUAAGAAUAGUUCAGUGUUAUAAAUGAAAGUGAUGUGUUAAGACCCAUUGUUACAAUAUGAUCUUUUGUAAUAUAACCAAACUCAUGUCAACAAGUGGAAAGAGUAAGAAGUAGACCUUAAGGCAUUGAAAUAAUAUCUUCAAUCAUCAGUGUAUUUAAUUAUUUAUGAUGUUCUUAAAAAAAUACGUAAUACAUAUUAAAUAACAUAGCCAUAUUUUUCAUUUCCAAAUACAUAUAUUGGUUAUAUUAUAAAAUAUCAAUUACAAUAUUACUUAUGGUAUUUUAAAUAGCUUCUACCAUUUUAAAAUGGUUCGAGGCGAUCGAGCAUUAUAAUUUUACUUAUACUUUUGGCUUCAAAUAUAAUUAUAACAAAAAUAAGAGAAGCAACUUCUAAUUUGUUUAUAUAUUUCCUCAAAGUAAAGAUAGUUAUAAUAUUCAUUGUUUUGAAACGUAUUUAUAAUUAUUUCGAGUUUUAACCUUUUUAAAGGCAAGCCCGACAAGUCUAAAGACUCCUUAAAGCGAAUGCCUAUAUUUUAAUUUAAUUGUUUUCUAGCAAUAUUCAUUAUUAAAUUAAUAAUUUGUAUUACAUGUUUCAAAGUUUGUGUCUUAAUUUUUCUGUUUUUCAACAUAAAUAAUAAUUCGACUAAUUGCUACUCUUACUGCCAUUGUAUUCCCUUUUUCUGAAAUUAUUUCCUACCGAUAUUUAGAACCUUAAUGUUAAGAAUUUCCGCAUUUUAUUAUUAUUCAAAGUUUCAACUAGUUGUAUAUUAUUGUUUUGUAUAUUAUCGGUAGUAUUAUUUGACGCAAUGUAUAGAUAAAACUUUGCCUGUGUGUUUCUUGUUAAGCUUUCGGUGUAUUUUUUGUUGAAACCGGCAUUUACGUGUACUUUUAAUUCCGAAAUACACUCAAACUUGUACUUAACAUUGUAUGAAACCUCAGACAGGUUACUUAUGGAUUUACCCUCAAUAUACACCGUUUGGACGUUUAUUUGCAGUGGCGUAGCUAGACGUGGGCGAAGCGCCCCGUCCCAACGGCC